Linum trigynum is the source of this 3472-nucleotide messenger RNA. NCBI's taxonomy places the organism in Eukaryota, Viridiplantae, Streptophyta, Magnoliopsida, Malpighiales, Linaceae. The record is from the annotation of a GenBank genome assembly.
UUCCCGCACAAACCCUAAAGUCAGCAACUUUCCUCCUGUCCUGGGUCUUCACCUUCGGGCAUCAAUGGCGACUCGUUACAGAGCUCUUUCCAAAUCAACGUUUUCUCUCUUCAAACACGCGGUCAACAAGCCGGCCGGCGUUAAACCCACACCCACCUCGGCCGCUUCUCUUUUCCCAGCUCGCCCUUCUUCUACAUUCUCAAGGCCAAUUGCUCAACUGGGUGCUCUUCAGUCGCUCCUUCCUCUACACUCCGCCGUUGCUUCAGCUCGUCUCACAUCGUGUCUUGGCAUCGAUUCCACCAGCUCACGGUCGUUGUCUCAGGAGCUGGGAUUGAGUGUGCCUCGAUAACGAACCUAGUCAGAUGAAGAACAUGUCUCUUUGUGAACUCACAUUCUGUCGCUAGAGUUUCGUCUUCGUCUCAAGGGGAAUAACAAUCAAAAUCUUGGAUAUGAUUCUUCUGCACUUUUGUGGGUUGUUGUCACAUCACUUCUUUUGAAUUGAAAAAAAUCUUCAAAAACUUUGAAGAGGAAUAUCAUCAUACUAUUUUUACUACACUGCUGGUAGUGAAACCAAACCAUAUGCUCUCUUCCAUCUGUAGCUGCCAUUGAUUACUUAUGGGCAGUCCUUGGCCUGACACUAGCAAAAACGUCUGGGUGGUUGGUUUCAUAUCUUCCCAUUAUCUAUCAGGAGGCAACAAUGCAUGGCCAUUUUAUCAGCAGUGGUUUGAGUUUCUGUCAUUGAACAAGGAACAGAUAAGGCAUGGGGAGGGAAGUUGUUGGGUGAUAUAUUACCUUAGGUGCGUCUGUAUCUGUCUCCAUCUUCUUUAUGUUUCCAUGAUCAACCAAAUGAGUUAUUCACCAUUCUUAACCAACCCUCUGCAUUUUUUUUUACAUCAGUUACCAAACACACUUCUUCUGCUUUCAUGCUUAACUAGCUACCUCGUCCUUGUACUUACUGAUGUUUGCCGAACACACAUCUCUGUUCGUUUUUGUCGUGGGAUCGGUCCAAUGAAAGGUAGCUGGUUUAGUGUGAUGAGUCUUCCAUUUGUGGUCAUGUCUAGGCAGUUUUUGUGUGUGGAAGUACGGUUAGUUGCAGGCAGGCAAGCAAAGUCAUGGUCCUGAGAAGGAAGAUUAGCUAGUUGUGGGGGAAAGGGAAGGAGGGAACAAACACUUUUGCUCCACACAUGGAAAUGCAUCCCUCCCCCAUUCAUAGAUGCUUGGGAAGCUCUCAUGCAUGCAAUUAUGUUGUAGUUUAACUACUCAUAUGCUUUAGAUAUUUGCCUUUUCUCUGAUAUGGAGGGGGGAAAUGGGUGAAGAAAUGUUGAGGUGAAAUUGCUUUUGUGUGUGGAGGAGUCGGGCCGAGAGUGGAAUUGCUUUCUCAUCUUUCCUUUUCUUCUCUUGACAGCUCCUUUUCAACCUCACAGUUAGUUAUUAAAAAAAAAAAUAUAUAUAUAUAUAUAUAUAUAUAUCAGUACAUCCCUUCAUUUCUUGACCUUUUUCUUUCUUAUUCAACAAAUGGAUUCUCUUACAACCCAUGAGAGUUUGCAUGCGGAGCCAGAAAUUUGAAUGAGCGGGCUGUAUUGAACUGGGAUAACUGGAUGAGUGGAGAGGUGGGGGACUAAUAUCUUACCGACUAUUCUAUUUUCAAAAUUUGUAAAGAAAUUUACAAUGUGAUUUCCUCCACAUUUCAACUUAGAGGGGGAUUAUAGCUUCUUCUUGUUUCAACCUAGCUCCUUCGCUACAUACUUACUGUACUCGGAGAUUAACAUAACUGUUUGAUGUUGGGUUUAGUGAACCACCUUUAAGAUCGACAAAAGCAUUGGUACGAUCAACCUUCUAAAUAUUAUAUUCACAACUCAUACACACGUAACGUAAGAGAAUAAUAAAUACACCAAGUUCAUUAUUGAACAUUUCGCAUCGACUCGAACAAUGAUUUAACCGUUGUGCACCAUGGACCCUCCUGCCUCCCUUGAUGGAAUAAGAAUCAAUCCUCUGCCACUCAUCAGUAGUAGCUUAGCUCAGCUUGCUUGCUUGCUGCACAUGAAACUGCUCAGAGAAGAGAAGCCCCUUUGACUAAAAUACAAGCUAGCCAACUGCUAACCUAACAUCACUAAAUCUCUACUUUAAUUCCCAUUUUCCCGCUUUGCAAUUUAAUAAAUUAAUAAUAGGCCAAUCACCGACUAAACCCUUAACAUUUGCUUAAUUAACCAUUACUAAUUCAAAUAUUUUCUUGAGUUUGUUUAUGCAUUUGUUGGUUUACCUUUUUAAACAUGACCCAUGAAUAUCGCUCCUCCCUCUGAGAAGGAGCACGUGAUCUCUGACCCAAUUAAACCCCUUUCUUUCUUUAAGUUAAUUAAUUGAGAGAUAAGUUAAUUAGUUUGAAGACAUUAAAAAUAUCCACCUAAUCCAAUCCAUUUAAAUCCAAUCUAUUUGAUCCAAAUCCAAUUGGAUUGGAUCCAUGGAUCAUUAGCAAAUUACGAUUUAGUACCUAUAAUUUUUAUUUUUACAUUUUGGUACCUAAAAUUUAAAUUUUUAUACAAAAAAUAUCAUUGGAAAAUUACUUUUUGGUACCUAAAAUUUUUCAUUAUGACAAUUUAGUACCUAAACUUUUUACAUUUUACAUAUUGGUCCUUGAUUGAUGAUGUCAUUUGGAUUCAUGGAUAAUCCACCAAUCCACUUGAUCCAAUCCAUGAAUCCACUAAUCCAUUAGAUCCAAUCCGUUUGAUCCAUGGAUCCACCAAUCCAAUCCACCAAUCCAAUCCAUUUGCCACCUCUACGUAUAUCCUCCCCAGUAACAAAUCAUUUCAACUGUGAAGCACAAAUGCUUAUUAAUUAAUUAACUGAUACAUAAAUAUGUUGCCCAAAAAGUAUAUGUAUGAGUGAAACAAAGUUAUGACCUUCAUUCGCCCCAAUGACUUGAACUAGUAUUUCUACCGCAGUAACAAACACCAUUUUACUGUAAAAAAAUACCAGUAGCUAGUGGGAGCAUAUAAAUAAAGGCGCUGAGAAUUCAGAUGGAACGAAGGGAGGGGCACGUGAGCACCGCGAACUUUGCUUCCCCUUCAACAUUCAUUAAUAAUAAAUACCUGUACGGACAAAAGAAAUAAAUAAAAUUGAUGUAUGGUAUGAAAAAAAAAAGAGAGGAAAUAAAUAAAUGUAUGCAUCCCCAUUUUUAACUCCAAAGCAAUACUUAUAAUAUAAAACUUCUGCGGUAAAUUCCAAGUAAAUUUGCACUUAAUUGAGCGAUAGACAAAGUAGGAAAAUAAAUUAUACAAACAUAAUGCGGUUCAAUAACAUAAUCUGUAAUAGUUAUGUAUAUUCACGACCUGUUAGAACGUAUUGUCCUAGUUUUGAGGGAGUGUACAAAUUAUAACUAUAAGUGAUUGUGAGGUAUAUGUAAAUCAAUAGAUUUAAUGUAUUCCAAACAAUAAGUUUACACGACAUACAUAGCGAUUAAACUUUUGAAUAAUAU